AUAGAAAUCCCCUACUCAUCUAAAACGCAUUAUGAUUUUUCGCGCUACACUGGUUAAACUGUCUUGUUUCUGAAGAUUUUAUAAAAUACAUUGCCCAAGGAAGCGUUUUAUUUGAAGUUUGUAUUCUGUUAUGGAGGAAUCUUCGUCUAUGUACAGCUAUUUCUCGUGGUCUUUGGAGUUGUUUGGAAUUUUAUCAUUAUAUUCAUCGGUUGUAAUCCCGUUUGUUUUGCUGAGUAACUACUUCAGGAACAGAUACAAAUCGCACAUUUCCAACGACAGCACGGGUUCUUGGCAUGCAAAAGCAAUGUACAUAUGUUUCGUACCUGACGUUUAUUCUAUAGAACACGUUCAGAAUGAAGUGGAUCUACCGAUCCCGAUAGUUAUGUCUACAACGCGACACGGACUGCAUUCAAAGCUGACAUGCUUGGAAUGCAUCAAUUCCUAUCUACAUUUCAAUCGUAGUACCUCUAGCAGGACUUCGAAACAAUACUAUAUAUUAUUGGCAUUUUGCUUUUUUGGUCUACAAUCGUCCUACUUGUUAUGGGGAGUAUUACAAGAGAGAAUUAUGACCAAAAUGUAUGACAAUGAGAGGUUUAAAAAUCCACAGUAUCUUGUUUUCUGUAAUCGUGCAAUGGCAUUAAUUAUUUUGAUACCUCUACACUUUCUACAUAUUGGGUUACUUGUUAACCCUUGGAAAAAAGGUCAAAAAGCUCCCUUCAUCGAGUUUGCAUAUGCUUCUAUCAGUAAUGUGAUCAGUAGCUGGUGUCAGUAUGAGGCCCUCAUUUAUAUUUCCUUUCCUAGCCAGGUUAUUCUUAAAGCCUGCAAGGUUUUACCAGUAAUGUUUAUGGGUAGAUUUAUUCAAAAGAAACUGUAUAGUUGGCAAGAAUAUUUUACAGCUGCUAUUAUUUGUUUGGGUAUGGUUAUGUUUUUUUACACUAAUCCUGGACAAACUCAACUUUCAAAUGAAAAGAUUGAUAAUACUCAAUUUCUAUUAUCAUUUAGUGGAUAUCUAUUGAUUAUUGGCUAUAUUGUUUGCGAUUCCUUCACAUCAAAUUGGCAAGACUAUAUGUUUCAAACAUAUAAACUCACUUCUUUACAAGUAAUGGCUGGUGUCAAUAUAUGGUCUAUAUUUCUCACUUUAAUCUCAUUAAUUGUACAUGGUGAAUUAAUUUCAAGUAUACUAUUUGGAUUAAAUCGUCCUAAAUUUAUUUUCGAUGUUCUAACAUCAUCAUUAUGUUCAGCAUUUGGUCAAUUGUUCAUUUUCCUUACUUUGUCUCAAUUUGGAGCGGCCACAUUUGUAUUAAUCAUGACAUUAAGACUUGGUCUAUCUAUGAUACUUUCAUGUAUUAUUUUCUCUCAUGAAUUACAUCCGAUUGCUAUAUGUGGUGUAGUGGUUGUUUUCUUUGGUUUAUUUUCAAAAAUGUUUUUGCGUCAGAAAAAACCUCUUUCACUGGAAAUUUGUGGUAUACCUGGUGGUAAGUGAUGACUAUCGAUGCAUUAUUAUUUCCUGUUUAAGUUAUUCCUCUUCUCUUUUUAAUAUUCAUUUCCUUUUUUCAAUUUCGUUAGAAAGAUUUCCAUGUUCAUAUGCUAUUUGUUGUACUUCUUGUUUUAGGAACCAGAAUUCUGUUUAUUUGUAUAUAUACAUAUAAGUAUACUUGUGACACAUUAAGUCCCUCAUUUUCGAUUCCUGUCAGAUAGGGAAUACAUUCAUAUUCUAAUACUUCUUACAAAUCAAAGUUAUUCGUUGUCUGUGAUAUUUUAGCUUACUGCCUUAUUAUGAUGUAUGUUUUACACAUAUCCAAAGAGAAGAAAUUUAUUAUUAUUCGUUUAUUUAUUUUGUCAUGUUAUUUUCCUCUUUCUAUAUGUAUUGUCGAGUAGUUCUUUGAGUAAAUUGUACUUAUGAAUAUAUUUGUAUGGUUUCAGGUCUUUGUGUUCUAACUGAGAUACUUUCACGUUUUUGUUUAUUAUUUUGUUACUACAAUUUACCUAUAGAUAUAGACACUACUUCUACAUUGGAAACAAACCAACAAGAUUGACAUAUGUUUCUAUCCUCUAGUAUUUUAGCUAGACGUAUUAUUGUUUAUCGGACGAUGGAGAAACUUUUAAAGUUACUGUUUUAUACUAACCAGUAGUUAGUUCCAUUAGCAAUUUACUUCUUUAGAUUUACGUUGACCAUUCCCAUCACCCUGUUCGAGUCGUAGUUUUCAAAUCUUUAGUAAUGUGAUCCAACUUGAAGCAAUCUCUUACUCCAUUUCAUUUUUGUAAGAGAUUUCGAAAUGAAGGCAGUCAUUAAAGGUGAACUUCCGUUUGUUUUAUAACGAAUAAUAGUUUUAGGGGAAGAAAACACAUCAAUUGUCAUUGUAUGGAGUCUAAAGAGGUUUUCAUUCGAAUUCCAUGCAACAUGAUACAUAAUAUGUCGGUCCAAGGUUGACAUACAUUUAACAAGUAUGUCAUCUGACAACUGUGCGUUAAAUAUGGCUACUAUUUUCACCAAUACUGAUCUCUUGUAUCUUUUAUUGGAGCUAGAUAAUAUAAACAACUAUAGCUGAUUGUUUACAAUUCCACUCAGUGCGCCUAGCUGAUCAAGGUUAUGUUGAUGAAAGGUCUCAAAUUAUUAGAAAUUAAUGAUUCUGUGAAUUUAUAUGUUGACUUGAAAUAUAGGAUUAAGGUUCAUUUCGAUAAACUAUACAGAAAUGUUUGAAUCAACACUUCCCUAAUAUCCGUUAAACCAUACAUCAUUUUACUGCUACAUAAAUCUUCCUAUUUACACUGACUUGUUGCUCAAAUAAUCACCCUAUGGUCAUCCAGUUAGUAUAAUUAAGCCGUGUAUAUAUAUGUUUAGUAAAAUAAGCAGUCACAACCGAAUGCAUAUACAUCAAGUUGAUUAUGCCUGUAAACUGGCAUGAAUUCUGUAAUUAUUAUUUUAAGGAUAUAUUAUUUAUUGUAUUCUGAAUAAUAUAAGCUGCUAAUUUAUCCACUUAUAAUCUGUAUAGUUCUUCCCAGUACUAUAGAUUUUAUUCAGUAUCCAAGCUACAUCGUUAUAUUAUUAAAAAGACAUAUUGAGACAAAACGAUCUGACUUUAAAUAACAAUUCGAAUGAAACAUCUUGGAUUGGUGCCCUAGUUUCACCUUACUGCCAUGGUAUAAGAAAAAAAUUUAAAUCCAUUUUGGAAAGAGACAGAAUUAAAGAUUUCUAUAAAAUAAGCAACGCUUUUAAAUACUCUAGCUCGAACUAGUAAAAAGAUCUCACUUAUAUAUACAGAAAACUGUUUGGUUGUAUCGAUUGUGAUGCGUUUUACGUUAGAGUCCUCGUAAAAUUUCGACUUGACUCAAAAAACUCUUGAGCUACACAAAAAGACUUCACAGUCCCGUGGAACUGAGAAAUCCACAAUCUAAAUGGGCAUUAGCAGUAUAUAUUAUAUUCGAUGACCACCAAAUCAUUGUAAAGAAUAUCCAAAUAAUUCAGAAAGGUUUUUCCAACGAUAGAAAAGGCGAGUAACCGAAGCGUUUCAUAUAAUGCUAAAUCCCUUCCCCUCAGUUAGAAAGAAGUUAUACCUAUUCAUUCAACUUGGACUCUGUCCAAACAACCACAUUUGACUAUUCAUUCGUCACACGACCUGCACACACAUCAGCAAUUUCAAACUUAAUGCUUCAUAUAACAAAUUUUAAAUUUUUCUUACCCAUCUCAUACUGAAUUACCUUGAUUAAAAAUAACAAUUACAUGGGCACGUUCAUACCUAUUAUGGUUUUGAUUGUACUAAAGAUAUUCUACUUUGCUUCAUUUGUACUAUGUAAACUUGUUUCAAUUUUAUUUCAGUCAUUUAUUUAUAUACUCUGAAGAAGUGACUUAAAUCACACUAUCAAGAAUACAGAUUUCAUUAGGAUAUCACGAAAAAUAUAUUUAUCAUUUAAAUAGUUAUUGUUUUUAUAAGUAGUUGUGUAGUAAUAAUUUCUAAUAAACACGUUUUUA
Molecule: messenger RNA, 3970 nt
Organism: Schistosoma bovis
Lineage: Eukaryota; Metazoa; Platyhelminthes; Trematoda; Strigeidida; Schistosomatidae
Source: the annotation of a GenBank genome assembly